This is a messenger RNA of Vanessa atalanta (red admiral), 1708 nucleotides long. RefSeq names its product ubiquitin domain-containing protein UBFD1-like. Gene Ontology annotation, molecular function: RNA binding; cadherin binding. The record is from RefSeq and is a predicted model, not a curated record. The coding region runs from base 131 to 1009 and encodes 292 amino acids. NCBI's taxonomy places the organism in Eukaryota, Metazoa, Arthropoda, Insecta, Lepidoptera, Nymphalidae. The transcript has 6 exons.
UUGAUGAAAAAUUUGUUGCUUCAUGUCAACCAGUCGGCUGUAUUUUUAAUUAUUUUUUCAAAACAACUACAACAAGAAUACUAUUUUUUUGUUAGCUAGAUAUUUUUUAACAUUUAAGCAGCAGUCAAUCAUGGAUUUCAUUGCAUCCGAAAAAGGGGACACGACAGAAAAUCUAGAUCCAAAUUCAUCAGUAUCCAAUGGCAAUUCAAAACCUGACGUAGAAAGCAAACCAUGUGUUGAUAAUGGAAAAGCGCACAUCGAAGCUCCCACAGAGAUCGCUGCUUGCAGUUCAGAAUCAACAGAAGACUCUGCGCUAUGUGAGAUACCAGAACAAGUCGAAUUUACCGUAGUUUUUAACAAAAAUAAACAUGACAUAACAUUUGCAUAUGAUGCUACUGUGCUAGAACUUAAAGCUCAUUUAGAGAGGAUAUGCGGGGUGCCUCAAUCAGCACAGAAACUAAUUAUCAAAGGUAUGGCCCGGGAUAAUCUGACCUUGAGAAGCUCAGGAAUAGUUAAAGGUGGCAAAGUCAUGCUAGUUGGAUCUAAAAUGGAUGACAUAUUGGCUGUGAAGAGUGCACCAAAGGAAAUUCAAGAUGAAAAAAAUAAUAGUCAGUCAAAUAAGGAGCCACUAUGCAUGCAAAAAAUUCACAGAAAAGUUCUCGAUAAAGGCAUUCCACCAGAUGUGAUGCCUGGAAUCAAAGGUGUAAAGGAACCACUUCCACCAGUGCCAUUAAGUGGAAUGUUAAACAAACAUGGAGGCAAAGUGAGGCUAACAUUUAAACCUGAACAGGAUCAGCUGUGGCUUGGUACCAAAGAGCGCACUGAAAAACUUGCCAUGACGUCCAUUAAAAGUAUCACAUCUGAGCCUAUUAAAGAACAUGAAGAAUAUCACAUUAUGGGCUUACAACUUGGUCCCACAGAAGCAUCCAGGUAUUGGGUGUACUGGGUACCUGCACAAUAUAUUGAAGCCAUAAAAGAUGCAGUGUUUGGAGUCUGGCAGUUCUUUUAAUUAAAAAACCCAUUAAAUCUGUCUACUGUAUCUACCACAUGUGAGCUACUUGGGUAGUUGCAAUAUAUUUAAAAUUAUGGAUGUGAAUGUUGUACCCUAGCACACUUAUGUAUAUUCCACAUUUUAUAUAUAGAAGUUCAUAUUAAUGAUUGACUUAUACAAUUUUACAAUAAUGAUAAGCUAAAUAAUAGUGCUAGGGAUCUCUCUCUUAUACAAACACCGUCUUAAUUAUUUAUAUCAUAUUUUAAUUCUAAAUUGUAUUUCUUUUUAAAAAACAUUUUACAAUAAAAGUUAUUAUCAGUUUAUAUAUUAUAUUGUUCCUGUACUGAAAAUUUGGUACUGUUCGUUUUGUGAUAUAAUUAUGCUAUGUCAAUUAAAAAUUGUCCAUUGAUAAUUUGGCAUCUGUCUGGUCAAGCGAAAGAAUUAUAUUUUUUUGCUAUUGUAUAAUUGCAUUUUAUGCAUUUGGGUUUUAGAGCUGUACAAUAUUGCUAUAAUGGAAUGACAUGCUAAAACAACAGAGCAUUCAUGACUCAUGAGCUUAUUGUCCCUCGUGUUUGGAAACCUGAUCUCUAUUUGAACUUUAUAAAAUUCAUUCACAGUGAAGGAUUGGUCCGAACACUGCAACAACUUCUUAAUCAUCUUUAUGAUCUUUUACUACAAUUAUUCUGUAUAUUUAACUCUAUUCGUGCAUUUUUUCCU